UCUGAUCACAAACAGUCAGGAUCAGCAAGAAGAGCUUGAGAAGAUAAAGUUAAAGCGAAUUGAAGUGGAUCACAACGAAGAUACGACAAAAAGGGUAUCCUGGGUAUCUGGGUGCAGACUGAGAUACGCACAUUUUGGGGUUUUUUUGCGCAAAUAUUCUUUUUACAUUUUUAUUUUUUGCUUUGCGUGGAGAAAAGACCUCGAACGCAGACGCAGUGACUUUGAUUUCGCUCCGGAAACGGACCUACAGUCCUAUCACAGGAUUAGCAGCGGUGUGUGUGUGUGUGUGUGUGUGUGUGUGUGUGUGGGUGGCUGAGCUCAGGAUCCUUCUCCCUCUGCGCUCUCACCUGACACGUACUCUAACACACACCCAUGCUCAGUUUGUCGGGAUUGUAUUACAGUGGUCCGGUUCGGAUGAGCGGCGAAUGAAGGCUGUGGAAAUCCUGCACCUCUGCCCCAAAUAAACUUUUGCAACUUUGUCAGUAAGAAACAAUCGAGUUAAUGAGUGCUGCAUUCGGCUCGUCCUUCACCAUGAUGCAGCGUCCGGUGGGAAACACCACUGCCUUCAGCAUCGACUCGCUGAUCGGCGGCUCGCAGCAGCCCAGUCCGGGUCACUUCGUGUACACUGGUUACCCCAUGUUCAUGCCCUACCGCUCUGUAGUGCUUCCUCCUCCACCACCACCUCCUCCACCACCACCUCCACCCGGUCUCACUCAGACUUCUCAUCAUCAUCAGCUCGCCGCUAUACCGGGCGCGUUUUGCUCCAGCUUGGCGCAGGGGAUGGCGCUCACCUCCACGCUCAUGGCCAGUUUGCCCCAACACCCGGAUGCGGCCCGGAAGUUCGGCACGCAGGCUCUACACGCGGCGUUCGACAAAUCUCACGAGAUCCGACUGGAGGCAGAAGACGGAAAAAGUGUCUUAACCAAAGAGACUUCUGCGCUUCUGUCCUUCCACGAUGAGCCUCUGCAAUGCGCUACAGUGAGGAGUCACGGAAAGGACGAUCCCAAGGAAGACGAGUGCACCAGGAAGGACGAGAGCUUCUCCAUGGACAGCGACCUUGACUACAGCUCGGACGACAACAUGGCCCCCGCGUCCAACCCUCUGUGCGCCAAAGACGACGGUGACGCGAGCGCGGGCCUGGAGGAGAGCGCGCGCUCGGGCAGCGCGUCCUCGGGAGGGAAAAACCGCCGGCGGCGGACGGCGUUCACCAGCGAGCAGCUACUGGAGCUCGAGAAAGAAUUCCACUGCAAGAAGUAUCUGUCACUGACGGAACGCUCGCAGAUCGCGCACGCCCUGAAACUCAGCGAGGUGCAGGUCAAGAUCUGGUUUCAGAACCGCAGGGCGAAGUGGAAGCGCGUGAAGGCGGGCAACGUGAACACCAAGGCGGGCGAGCCGUCCCGGAACCCCAAAAUCGUGGUCCCUAUCCCAGUGCACGUGAGCCGCUUCGCCAUCCGGAGUCAGCAUCAGCAGCUGGAGCAGGCCAGGCCGUGACCUGCACUGGGGCUCUGGACCAAAAACUAAAACCCUCCAACAAAUUGAACCGAGGCGAGAGACACGUUUACACAAAGCCACCUGUGAAAUCUGAAUAUAGUCCAUUUAUACGCGGAUUUCUCCCUCUGCGUUCACACGAGAACAAGCGGUUUAUUUCACCAGAAUUCCCGGUCACGAAAAGAGACUUUUAUACUGAACACUGCGACAAAAUAACACACAUCCAAAAGUGUUCACAUAGGGAGUGUGUUAUACUACAUACAGUGUAAUGAGGAUUGGGACGCGGCCCAUGUUCUGGUAACUGGGCAGAGAGACAGGAGCACACACUGAGAGAGAGAGAGAGAGAGAGAGAGAGAGAGAGAGAGAGAGAGAGAGAGAGAGACUGAAUCGAUAAAUAAAUUAAUUCCCUGUAGAUUUCAAAGAAUGUGAAGUUCUCUUUCGUUUUGUUUCUCUGUUGUUUAGUGUGCGCGUGUGUGUGCGCGUGUGUGUGUGUGCGUUUUGGUUUUUUUGGAACAGAGAUGAUGAUGAUGAUGAUGGUGAUGAUGGUGAUGAUGGUGAAUACAUGGAGCACUUUUCCGGCUCUGAUCUGCUGAAGCACUGAGGAAACAGUCCUGCCUUCGAGAUUAUGAUCUGUUCUGUUAUUAUGUGGGAUUUUUUGUUUUUGUUUUUGUUUUGUUUUUCGUUUUUUUUAAUCAAUUCACCUGAUUCUCCUGAUUUGCUAUUUGUUAUUUUUGUUCUGUUUAGUUGUUGUAACUCCAUGAGGGCACGCUGCUAAUUUAUUUCAUAUUGUGAAAAAGAGUUGCUAACCUGCGAAGAGUUUAUUGAGUUGAGAUUGUGUGCAUUAAAGUGGAACGUGAU
This is a messenger RNA of Silurus meridionalis, 2346 nucleotides long. RefSeq names its product gastrulation brain homeobox 2 (gene gbx2). Gene Ontology annotation, molecular function: DNA-binding transcription factor activity, RNA polymerase II-specific; RNA polymerase II transcription regulatory region sequence-specific DNA binding. The coding region runs from base 502 to 1491 and encodes 329 amino acids. Gene Ontology annotation, cellular component: nucleus. The transcript is spliced from 2 exons. Gene Ontology annotation, biological process: regulation of transcription by RNA polymerase II; regulation of nervous system development. NCBI's taxonomy places the organism in Eukaryota, Metazoa, Chordata, Actinopteri, Siluriformes, Siluridae. The record is from RefSeq and is a predicted model, not a curated record.